Messenger RNA from Homarus americanus (American lobster), 854 nucleotides. RefSeq names its product neuropilin and tolloid-like protein 2. The coding region runs from base 31 to 462 and encodes 143 amino acids. The record is from RefSeq and is a predicted model, not a curated record. The transcript has 2 exons. NCBI's taxonomy places the organism in Eukaryota, Metazoa, Arthropoda, Malacostraca, Decapoda, Nephropidae.
UAAUGGGUUCCUCCUCCUGCAGGUCGACGUAUGAACACCAACUGGCGGCCGGAAGUAGGGACAACGGGCAUGGUGAGCGAGGAGGACAAGUGCCGGCUCUUCAGCGAGCCUAACCACGAUUCCAUGGAGUUCUACAGCCCCCUCUACCCCAACGACUACCCCAAGGACACCGAGUGUAUCCUCAGACUCGAAGCUGCGUACGGCUACGUAAUACGAAUAGACUUCCGGGACUACUUUGACAUGGAACCGUCGGAGAAGUGUGAAUUCGACUUCCUGGAGGUGCGGGACGGUGCUCACGGGUACUCUGACCUGAAGGGUCGCUACUGCGGCCACGACUUCCCGCCUAUUAUCACCUCCAAGGACAGUCACUUGUGGCUCAGGUUCACCUCAGACGAGACCAUAGAGUACAAGGGCUUUAAGGCCGUCUAUCAAUACAUAGAAAAUACAGGUGAGUUGUGUUGAUUGUUUCUGUACCUGGCAAUGUGUGUUACGUAGUUAUCUUUUCAAUAUGUAAUUUUCUAUGUUAUCUUCUGUUGUCAGCCUUAUGAGCGAAUGCAAACGUUCAUUAAUUUAAUUUUACGGAGGUUAACACAGUUUUAACCGGGCGACGACGUGUGCUGGGACUGUUUUGUCUCGGUCAACAAACGAGCUGUAUAGUACACACACAUCCACCUGAAUAAGUUCGUUGGUCUACACUCUCGCUGUUGCCUCACUUCUGGGAGACAAAGUGAUAAUAUUGAGUGUUAGGAGGAAAGUCACACAGCGGAAAAAACAGAAUUAACCUCCUUACCUUACCUUACCCAACUCAUCCCUCCCUUACCCUACCCUACCCCCUCACCUUACCUUAAUCAUCC